AAAACGCUUGUAGGUGUCUUCAUGUUGUUAGGAAUACGUGACGUCAGGUGAACUCAACGUCGCCCUACAUUAAUGCCGUGUAAAUCGCAUCAACGUUGCAACUAUCCAGGAUGAUAACGCCGAAGCCGUUUACUUUCCAUGAUCCGCUGUAAUCUUGUCACACGUAUCAACACACCUAGUUGACUGCAAGUUGGCCGAACCGUGAUCGAAAAUUGUUCAAUUUGCUGUGGUGUGUAUACGUUUCAUAAUUUUUUUUUGUGAAAAGUUCAUUGCAAAUUCUACAUGUUGGUCAGUGUAAAAAACCAGCCUUCAGUCGUCGAUUUAAUAGUCUAUUGUUGAAUUACAAUCGGGAAGCAACAAAAACUACGUCAAAAUGGUUCUACUGGCUUCGGCGGUAUGUACGAAAACGGGAAAAACAAUAGUAUCGCGGCAGUUUGUCGAAAUGACCAAAGCCCGCAUUGAAGGUUUGCUGGCAGCGUUUCCCAAACUGAUGUCUACAGAAAAACGUCACAUUCAACAUACAUUUGUCGAAACGGAUUCAGUGCGUUAUGUUUAUCAGCCAUUGGAUAAACUCUAUAUGUUACUGAUCACAACCAAGACCAGUAAUAUAUUAGAAGAUCUAGAAACGCUAAGACUGUUUUCUAAAGUUGUCUUAGACUGUUGCAAAUUGGUAGACGAGAAUGAAGUGUCAAAGAAAUCAUUUGACUUGAUAUUUGCUUUCGACGAAAUUGUUGCCUUGGGAUAUAGAGAAAGUGUUAACUUAGCACAAGUAAGAACAUUCGUGGAAAUGGACUCGCAUGAAGAAAAAAUGUACCAAGCCGUUCGUCAAUCUCAAGAACGCGAUGCCAAAGUUAAAAUGCGUGAAAAAGCUAAGGAGUUACAACGGCAAAGAAUUGAUGCUGUUAAAAAAGGUGUUCGCAUGCCAACGUCUUCAUCAAGUCCAUACAGCAGCAUGUCCAUGUCUCCAGUCGCUGAAUCUGUAUACGAUAUUAAAGUGUCUAAACCAGAACCUCCUAAAUACGCUAGUAGCAAUAAAGCUUUGAAAUUAGGAGCUAAAUCCAAGGAUGUCGACUUGUUUGUUGAUCAACUUAAAUCUGAAGGUGAGAAAGUCGUACCGCUCAACAAAAAACCUACUAUCGUACCUUCUUCAUCAAGUAUUCAGAGUGAUGUUCAUAUUAAGAAGGAAGAACGUUUGGUAGCAAUAGUCGGUCGUGAUGGUGGAGUGCGUAACUUUGAGUUACACGGUUUGAUAUCAUUAAGGAUUUCCAAUGAAAAUUAUCAAAAAAUUGUAUUGCAAUUCAAUAACGAGUCCGGAAACAUCCCUUUACAAACUCAUCCAAAUGUCGAUAAAGAAUUAUUUAAAACCAAUCGUUUGAUUGGCUUAAAAAAUCCAACUAAACCUUUCCCAUUAGAAUCUGAGGUAGGACUGUUGAAAUGGACAAUUCAGUCUCAAGAAGAGUCGGCUAUUCCCCUGUCGAUUAACUGUUGGCCAAGUGAAAAUGGUUUUGGAGGUUGUGAUGUAAAUAUUGAGUACAACUUGGAGCACAAUGACCUCGAGUUGAAUAACGUUACUGUGACUGUUCCGCUGCCAUAUGGAAACGCGCCAGUCAUUCAAGAAUGUAGUGGAGUUUAUAGUUAUGAGCCCAAAAAGAAUGUUUUGAUUUGGUCAGUUGCUGUAGUCGAUUCUUCAAAUCCAACAGGUUCUAUUGAAUUUGAGUCACCAAAAUCUGUCGCAACAGAUUUCUUUCCAAUAAAAGUGGACUUUAACUCAAAAUCGGCGUACAACAAAAUUAAACCUGUUGAAAUUAGAAUGGUCGACGAUAACACUCCUGUGAAAUUCACUACAGAAACUUCACUGUUUACCGGAAAUUAUGAAAUAGUUUAAAUACAUUAGAGAUUAUUUACAUUGUUUUAAAACAUCCUUAUUAUUUUAUUAUAAACGUCUUUUAUUAUACACAUUAAAAUACGCUCUAAAAAUAUACACAGUUAAAUUAUUUAUCA
This is a messenger RNA of Adelges cooleyi (spruce gall adelgid), 2001 nucleotides long. RefSeq names its product coatomer subunit delta (gene deltaCOP). The transcript is spliced from 3 exons. Gene Ontology annotation, biological process: endoplasmic reticulum to Golgi vesicle-mediated transport; retrograde vesicle-mediated transport, Golgi to endoplasmic reticulum; Golgi localization. The record is from RefSeq and is a predicted model, not a curated record. Gene Ontology annotation, cellular component: COPI vesicle coat; cytosol. Lineage: Eukaryota; Metazoa; Arthropoda; Insecta; Hemiptera; Adelgidae. The coding region runs from base 374 to 1885 and encodes 503 amino acids.